AUGGUAUCUGAGGACAUCAAUAUUAAGAACAAAAUGAAGCGCAAGCAGAUUUUUGCGCAGAUCAAAGACCAGCAGAACAAGGAGCGUCAUAAGAUGAGGAGACAGCGGGCGAAAGAAGAACGUGAAAACCCUGAAUUAAAGGAAGCAAGACUGGCUCAAAAUGUUCCUAACACUAUAGAAAGUAUGCGUGUAUACGACGAGUCGAUAAAACACGAAGUCGAGGGCGAAGAGGAUGUGCUUAUGAAGUUUUUCAACAUGGAGGGCGCUCCUCCAAAGAUCCUCCUAACUACCAACGUAAACGCAAGAAAGGUAGCCUAUGAGUUUGCAAACGUCCUAAUUGAAGUGCUUCCUAACGUCACUUUUGUGAAGCGGAAAUUCGGCUAUAAACUUAAGGAAAUCGUGCAGUUCUGUACCAACAGAAAUUACACAGAUCUGGUCAUCAUUAAUGAAGACAAGAAAAAGGUUACUGGUCUGACAUUUAUCCAUCUCCCUGAAGGUCCUACCUUUUAUUUCAAGCUCAGCUCUUACGUGGAAGUCGAAAAGAUCACUGGUCACGGCAGACCCACAUCUCAUAUUCCUGAGCUUAUACUUAAUAACUUCCAAACCAGACUCGGUAAAACCGUUGGCAGGCUAUUUCAAUCGAUAUUCCCACAGAAUCCUGACAUUGAAGGACGCCAAGUCAUUACAUUACACAACCAGAGGGACUAUAUAUUUUUCCGUAGACACCGUUACGUCUUCAGGAAUGAAGAAAAGGUAGGCUUGCAGGAAUUGGGUCCUCAAUUCACAUUGAAGUUAAAACGACUACAAUCAGGUAUUAAAGAAGAAACUGAAUGGGAACACAAGCCUGAGAUGGAUAAGGAGAAAAAGAAGUUCUAUAUAUAG
This is a messenger RNA of Eremothecium sinecaudum, 882 nucleotides long. It is a transcript of the gene RPF1, whose product is annotated as rRNA-binding ribosome biosynthesis protein RPF1. Lineage: Eukaryota; Fungi; Ascomycota; Saccharomycetes; Saccharomycetales; Saccharomycetaceae. The coding region runs from base 1 to 882 and encodes 293 amino acids. The transcript has a single exon. Gene Ontology annotation, biological process: maturation of 5.8S rRNA; maturation of LSU-rRNA. The record is from RefSeq and is a predicted model, not a curated record. Gene Ontology annotation, molecular function: rRNA primary transcript binding. Gene Ontology annotation, cellular component: preribosome, large subunit precursor; nucleolus.